UGAGAACGCAAAAUCACUGGUGCAGCAAGAAACUAUGAUCCGGCAUAAACCUCCCAUUGACUCUUUCCCCUUCAAGCGAUUUUAUGAGAGGGUCUUUGUUUGACGGCGUUGGCGGCACGGUAUUUCUGAAUAACGAGCAAGAGGAUUGGUGAAGAACCAGAACGGAUGGAAGAAACGGAAGAAACGGAAUAAUCGAGCUCUGUUCGAGUUUUUCCUGCAGCCUUCGUCCCACUAGUCCCCUAUUUUCCCUUUUUUCCCUUUGUUCUGUUUUUCCUGUUUUUCCCGCAGCUCCCAUAACUUCAGUACCUUCUGCUGCUGGCUAUUAGUCACUAGAUUUCAGCAAGGACAGCUUUUUCUUUUUUGAUGUAGUUGUAAUAUGGUUCGACGGGAUCUUCCCCUACUGCAAGCUACGACAAGAUUCUCCCCCUCGACUGUCUUCAGUUCAGGGUUCAGGGACAACAACAUAACAUCUAGGUUUUUUUUCCUGAGAUGUUUACCAAUCAGACCCAAGCGGACUGAUAGCAUCCCCUGCACCAUGGUCUCGCGGCAAUAUCAUCCUUCGUCCUUUGGCGCCUCAUCAAUAAGCGAAUUUGUAGCAUCGAGCGGCAGAUCGCCAGCCACCUUUCAUUGACUACCACUUUGACAAGGGGUGAGCUAUAAUGAUACUGCAAGCCACAAUUUUGCCCUUCAACAACUCUCUCUAAUCGAUUGUUCCAGCUGCACAGGGUUCAGGGACAACAAACUUGCCAUCUAGAUUUCAUUUUCCUGAGCUGUUGGCCAAUCGGACCGCCAAACAGAAGCGAUAAUUUUCCAUCCAUCAUGGGCUGAUAGCAUCUCUGAUAUCAGGGCAACCUCUGGUACGGCGAGAUGUGCCGCGGACAGUUCGACACGGCUAGUUCUCAGAUUGACAAAAGUCCGACGAGAUCGAGACCGAGUCCUAUAGCACAACCUGGAUAGUUGGGUGAUUCGCUAUGCAAAGCAGAAGACGGCAAGCUUUCGCCAGCGGGUUGUCAUAUCACAUUGACUAGGUCAAGACCAUGUAUCCUGCGGCACAGUUUUAUACACCCUAACUUUGGGAGAGCGACGGCAAGCUCCUCCCGUAUCCACGUGGCCCAAGCUGAAGGGGGAGACGACAAAAGAAUAGGUGCCAGGAGUGUCGACAGAAUGGUGUAUAAGGAGGCACAGUUUCCCCUGAAAUCCUGAGGCAAUGAACAGACAUUCAAGACACUCACGGACCUCACCAAGCCAGUUACCCAGACCCAGUUUCCAAGACUUCUUUAUCAUCAACUACCACCAUGCCUCAAGCAAUGAAGCUCAAUGACAAGGCCCCUGCCAAUACUCCGCCGGCCCAAACGCCUCCAUGCAGCCCCAUCGAUGAAAGUCCCCAGCAGAGUGUGACAACAGGAUAUGGGUAUCAGCAUUCUGAUGAGAAAGAACUUGUAGAAGCUCUUCGCGAAGCCAGGGCGGAUUCCACCACCUUCAAAUCCAAUCACUCGGAAGACACUGCAGGUGGGUGUGCCAGCCCUAAGCAAGAUGGUAAAAAGAUUGUUCAGGAACAAGAGACUGUGUUGAAUAAUGCUUCUAAGCUGAAGCCGCAAGAGCGGGAGAUAUCCUUCUCACACAACCCCAAAUCAGAAUCGCCCCGUGCUUAUGGAUAAUAUAUGUCAGACAUACCACCCACUUGGAUGGAAUGUGAUCCCAUAUUUAUGGAUAACGAGAACGUUGGUUUCGAUCCUGCGAUGAAAGAAUGUUCCGAGAUGAGAACACCUAAAGCUAGCAAAGAAAACAUGGAGCAGUCAGGCACGCCGGUUGAAGUCAUGAAAAGAAUCAAAUCAAUAGGAUCCCGAGCCCCUCCUGAAAUAUAUUGAUGUCUGCCGUUUCUUUUUGGAAUGAUAGGGAACAAUUUCCGUGUCACAUGCACUUUUUCGCAGCCGGCAGCAAGAAAACGUUGUUCAGCGUCGCUGCUGGUCUUUUAUUUUUAUUUUAUUUUGAAAAAUUUGCAUGUCGUGGUUCUCCCCAAGCCAGAGCGCCUAUAGCCAAAAUUGUCAAAGCAAAAAGGUGAACGUCGCAGCAGCAAAUUUUAUAUCUGGCCCUGAAGAAAGGGGUAAAUUUCUUGACUUCUACAUUUCUUAAUCGUCUUUAUCUUGAUUAAGGUUGCAGUCGCACUUACCUGGAUUUUUGGAUUUCUGCCUUUCUAAAGUUCACUGUACACACACACACCGGGCCUCAGCCCCUUCAAAGUGCAUAAUAAACAUAAGAAAGGGUAAACGGUAUAAAAAUACCAACCACGCGCCAAUGUAUAGAAAAACUGAAACAUCUGCAGACACCUUCAAAUGAAAUCUAGUUCUUCAUCAUCUUUUGACACCCUAGUAACAUUCGAGACCGGAAAGGUCCCAUCUCGGUUUGGGAUUGGAAGGCCCUUCUUCUGGAGAAUCUUGCGUCUUUUCAGCCUCUUUUUUGGGGAAUGCUUUUUCUAAUUAGCAUAGAGACUGACAUCCGGAUGUUCUUCUAAGGGAGGUUCUUCAGCAGGAUGUUGGUCGGUGGCAUACGUUUCAGCUGGAGGCUCUCCGAUGGGACACUCUUCAACGAGAGGCUCUUCGACGGGAUAUGCUUCAGUGAGAGGCUCUUCUUGGGGAGGGUCUUCAGCGAGAGGAUCUUCGACGGGACAGUCUUCAAACGAAGGCUCUUCUGGGGCGGGUUCUUCCUCAGCAGGUUCUUUGACGGGAUAUGCUUCAGCGGGAGGUUCUUCA
Messenger RNA from Blastomyces gilchristii SLH14081, 2750 nucleotides. RefSeq lists its product as uncharacterized. NCBI's taxonomy places the organism in Eukaryota, Fungi, Ascomycota, Eurotiomycetes, Onygenales, Ajellomycetaceae. The transcript has 2 exons. The coding region runs from base 1296 to 1658 and encodes 120 amino acids. The record is from RefSeq and is a predicted model, not a curated record.